UGCGGAUUGGGGGGGUGGGGGAGCUGGCUUGUUGGGGGAGCCCCCCCAAAAUUACACAAACUAAGCAACGGAGAGCUACGGCUGGCAGGCCUCUCAUCCACUGGAGCCCAAAGGAUAUACAAAGCCUGGGAGCCCUCGAACGCUGGCCCGCUGGAGCUGGAGCUGCUCCCGGGCUGAGGCUUUCAGGAAACACCGCGGCUUCACUAGAGGCCUAGUAGCUUUUUGGACCCUGGGAAAGUGUAAAGCGGGAUUUUGCUGUGGGACCGAGGUGGACAUACUGUGGGAGGGACGGAUCUCCGGAAGACCGUGAGAAAAUAGAUUACUGGGACUUCACAGCCACAGGCCAGUAUACAGGUUUCCUCAUGUCCGUGAAGUGUCUCUCGUCGCUCUGCGGCUCCCCGCCCUCGGUGUGGUCAGUCGCUGCAAUUCCGACCCCGUGAUUCUCUCCGACCGCAGUGCCGGACGUCAUGAGCAUUGUAAUCCCUCUGGGAGUCACCACACCAGAUACAUCCUACUCAGACAUGGCCGCCGGAUCAGAUCCUGAAUCAGUGGAAGCCAGCCCAGCUGUCAGUGGGAAGACAGUCUAUGCAGCCCACAACUACCAUGGCACACAGAGCCACAGUUACAGGGGUCUGCCAUAUGCAGAUCAUAACUAUGGCGCCCCUCCACCACCCACACCCCCUGCAUCACCACCUGUCCAGGCUAUUAUACCAAGAGCAUCAGCACCUAAUGGCAUUCACUCGCCGGACGAGGAAGAAAACUCUGGGGAUAGCGAGAGCUCUUCAGAGGUAGAGCAGAUUCCCAGUUGGUGCCAGUGUAGUCUUUCCCAGGACGGGAUAUUCAUCAAGUGUGAGAAGUGCAGGGGUGUGAACAGAGGAAAAGUGAUCCAGCUUAAUCGAAGGAAGCAAGACAAUGUGUCAGGGGGCGAAAGCAGCGCCACUGAGAGCUGGGACGAGGAGCUGUCUCCAUCUACUGUGCUCUACACCGCCACGCAACACACGCCAACCAGCAUUACUCUCACUGUCAACAGGGUCCAGAGAAGCAAACCAAAAAAGAGGAAAAAGAAUACAGAGAAAGCACGUAAUGCUCCAAAAGCCAAGAAAAUUAAGGCUUUUCGUGAAGGCUCUCGCAAGUCCUUACGGAUGAAGAACUCUACUUCAGAUGCACAGACAUUGGAUGAAAACACCACAGAGGGCUGGGAGAAUCGGAUCAGACUAUGGACUGACCAAUACGAGGAGGCCUUUACCAAUCAGUACAGUGCAGACGUGCAAAGCCUUCUGGAACGGCAUGUGCGCUCCUGCAAGGAGCUGAUUGGUAAAGCUGCUGGUCUGGAAAUCAUUAAGAAGUCUGAGCUGAACUGUAACAAUACAGUGGUUGGCUCCCAGAUGCAGUUUCAGCUGGGAAGAGUUGCUCGUGUGCAGAAACAUCGCAAAAUCCUGCGGGCAGCAAGGGACUUGGCACCCAACACCCUAGUAAUAGAGUACCGCGGCAAGGUUAUGUUACGGCAACAGUUCGAGGUGAAUGGGCAUUUCUUCAAAAAACCAUACCCCUUCGUGCUGUUCUACUCCAAAUUCAACGGUUUAGAAAUGUGUGUGGAUGCACGAACAUUUGGCAAUGAUGCUCGUUUUAUAAGGCGUUCAUGUACACCUAAUGCAGAGGUUCGACACGUGAUUGCAGAUGGAAUGGUUCAUCUGUGUAUUUAUGCUGUAGCCGCUAUUGCAAAAGAUGCCGAAGUUACCACUGCCUUUGAUUUUGAUUACAGUAACUGUAACUAUAAGGUGGACUGUGCAUGCCACAAAGGGAAUCGAAACUGUCCUGUCCAGAAGAGGAAUCCUAAUGCUUCAGAUUUGCCACCCCCGGUAACUCCUGUGCUGUCUAUCGGAGCAGAAACCAGGCGCAGGAAAGCAAGAAGGAGGGAGCUGGAGCUGCAAGGCUAUGCUGUAGAGGAGAGCAACAACAAUCAUGUGGAGGAAGUACCCGAAGUGCCUCCUGCUGAGGCAGCUUCCAGUGAUCAAGAGUCGAAGGACGAAAAGAAAGUGGAUGUCCAAAUAAAUGCUUUUGAGAACCUGGACAAGAGAAGAAAGCGCAAAGACCAACUUUCAGAGCCAACUGUUGCUGAACCUGAGCCUCCUUCCAUUGCUGAAGAUAUGAAGCCAUUGGAGGAACCCACACCACAGGACGAACCCAUAGAACCUGAAAGUCCUGCAGUAGCAGAGCCUACUGUGAAUACCAGCCUUGGAAUGAAUACUAGGCGAUCUUCACAGGCAGGGGAAGUCAUUGCAGAGAAACCUGCUUCCAAGCCAAUUCCACCCAAGUCCUCCAAGCACCGUCCCAAGAGCCGAAUGUCCCGUUACCGGAGCAACUCGGCACAGAGACUGCGGAGGCAAAGGCAAGCAGUGUCACAGCAGGUUGAAGUGGUGCCAGUGGUGUCUGAGGAAGGGGCAGCAAAUUCAGCCACAGCUCCAACAGAAUCUGGGACCAUUGAGGGCGCUGGAACAACUGUAACCCAACUGGUGUCGGAGUCUCCUACUGUUACUCAGAAUGUGACCCAACCAACACGGGCCAGCCUUAAAUACCACAAGAACAGAAAAUAUGUGGUUACAGAAUGGUUAAACGACAAGGUUGAGAAGCCAGAGUGCCCUAUUGAACAUCCCUUGCGGAUUACUACAGAUCCCACAGUUUUGGCGACCACGCUUAACAUGCUACCAGGACUUUCGCAUUCCACCUUUAUCAGUACCACUCCCAAACACUACAUCCGUUUUGUAUCUCCGUUUAUGCCUGACCGGCGAAGGCGGCCUCCGAAAGUGGAUGGGACUUAUGGAUCAUGUAAAAAACGCUGGAUCAAGCAAGCUAUGGAAGAAGUUGUAACGCAACCAGCUAACCCACCACAAGAGAAACCGCAACCUCUAUACCAAAGCAACGAGAGCAGUAGCUCUUCUAACAAUCUAAUCAAUACAGGAAUUACCGCCCCUUUUAAAAAAUGGAAGAUGAAAUAUAUUCUGGAGGAAAACCCUGCUAACUUAACAAGCCCGAACUCCUUUGUCACACCUCCCCCCUUGCCCAACUCUUUAACCACAGAUUCCCUAAGCCCUUUGCAGACCACCCCAAGCUCUUCUCUGCCGGAGGUAGAAGAAUCCCGAUACAGUUAUGGACUGGUGUUUUCGCCAAUCCCUUCACUCGCUGCUAGCCGCUGCAAUACUCCACUACAAUUCGAGAACAUAUCCUCCCCCGAGAGUUCCCCAGCGCAUAUGCCUGAGUCCCUGUCACCUGAGCCUUGCCUCCGCCCUGACAUAGACCUUUCAAAGACAAAUUUCUUGGAUACCACCACGGAGAAUUCCCAGGACCACCAAACACUGAUUCACACCGGAUUUGUUGAACAAGCUUCUCAAUCCCCCAGCACCUCUUUGCAAUACAGCAGCUUGCCAGAAAACAUUUUUUUGGGCAAAGGAGGGGAUGGGUCUUCGCUGCUAAGGACAUCAGAACAAACUUUCCGGACAGAAUUCAAUUUAAUGUAUGCUUUCUCCCCUUUGAAUGCUAUGUCUCGAGCUGAUGGCUCGUUGCGUGGGUCCCCUCAUGUUGGGGAUAGAAAAUCUUCCCAGUCAGAGUGCUGUGGCUCUCCCGUGGAGAAUUACCAUGGCCGGCUGGGUCCUGGACUUAGAGAAUCUGUGCUAGAGUCUAUGUCUCCAUCCAGCGAAAGAAUGUGUGAAGGCGUCCGGUCGUCUCCUCAAAACCCACCACAGAGGAAAAAGGUGUCUUUGCUAGAAUAUCGAAAGCGAAAACAGGAGGCCAAGGAGGUCACAUCUUCACCGUGUAGUGACGUUAUCCGCUGCACAGGGACACCCACCCGCCAGAGUAGCAAUGGGUCAAUGUCUGACACAGAUCUCUCAAGUUUACUGCACAUGCAAGCACCAUCUUCUCCUCAGUGCGGCUUUUCUUCUCCAGCUCAUCCCUCCAUGCCACAAUUAGAGGAAGUCAGCCCUCCUGAAACAAAGGCAACUGGAUCCUCUUCAUCCCAUUGCAGGGUGUCUGAGAACAUGAGCAGCCGGUGGAUGGUUCCAACCUCAGUGGAGCGGCUGCGGGAAGGACAAGGGAUUUUGGAGAGGGUUCUACGGAGUGGGGUUAAAGUGUCCCACAGAGGGGAUCCUUCUCCAUCACGGGAAAGCAGUUUAGACAGAGAGUCAGAUGGUGAUCCAGAAAUGCCCGGUAUGGCUGUUACCAAAGGAUCCACUGUUUACAGUCCUUCCAGAUACAACUACCAGUUUUUGCAGUGUGACAGUCCUCAGCCAGAGCCUCUCAACCUUCUCUCUCAAAGUUCAUCCCCAUUUCGAGGACCUGCUGCUCAGCCUGUUGGAUAUAACUAUAGGACACCACAAAGGGGCGGACACACGGUCACAGACACGUCUGUAAUUUCUGCCUCCUACUCUAGCCCUGCCCAUGUGGCUUCCACAGACUCCCCUAUAACCCAGUGUCCAGGGAGCUCUGGAUUUUACAACAGCCAGCAACUGUAUGGGAGCAGUGCUGGCAGCACUCAGCCCAGGAAGAGCUUCCAUCAUCGAGCCCCUAGCUGUGAGGCCAGUCCAGCCCAAUUGCUCAGGACAGACUCUAUCCCUUCAGACUCACAGCCCAGCUCUGGGGCUUCUAGCAAUUCCUCCACUCCCCAAGCAACGCGAUUAGACUCCCGAACUAUAGCCACGUCUAGCACUGGGCACUCAGGUUCAAGGAUAUCUGCCGUGUCCAGCCCUCAACAUUACCCACAACGUGGGACUGGUGUGCACCAAUACAGGUUGCAGCAAAUUCAAGGCUCAGGAGUGAAGACUCAGACUGGCCUUUCCUAGAAGUGCUAAAAAAAAAAAAAAGUGGGAGGGAGAACAGGAUAGCACUAUCCUAUCAGCCAUUCCGAAUCCCAUCCAGAGAUUGGGUGGGUUUACUGGUGGCUCGGACCAGCACCUGAUGGGCCAGGUUGCAUGUGUCUAAGACUGAAGCAGGUAGAGACUAUGACUUGCUGAUAAAUUCAGCCCCCACUCCCCACACUCACAUGUUGCAAGAAAAGCAGAUACUUUGGAAACAUUGAGCAGGAAUGAUGCAAAUAUUUGACAUCUUACAAUCGAUUUUUUUUUUUAUUAUUUUUUUUUCUCCUCUUUAUCAUCACAAAGCUCCUGUAGUCACUUGUGCAGUAAGAACAAUUUUUAUAUAAUUAAGGAAUUUAAAAAAAUGGUUCAAAUUGAAGCUGAAUUAAAAGGGUGGGAGAAGGGGUUUAAAGAAGCACCUAUAUUUGUAGCAUCGGGUUAUAACUGUACUGUUUUUUUUUGUGUGUUUUAUGAAUGUUGUGGGUGGGGCGAUAGAAACUGGCCUGAUUUGCACUAUAUGGCCAAUCAUUCCAGAUACAUAAAUGGCCACCCAUUGCUCUUCAGGCUUAAUCACUGCCAGCUGGAAUGGUUUUAUUGGUAACAAUUGUUGGAAAGCAUCUCUGAAACAAGACUAGUUUUUGGUUUUAUCGAUUUUUUAUUUUUUUUUAAACUUUAUUAUUAAUGGCAUGUUUUGAGGGACGGUUAAAAAUACACAGUAAGCAGUGCAAAUAUUUUUUUUUGAGGAAUAUCCAUCACAUCGAAAUUCAAAGGCCAACUUAUAAAUCAGGUUUUCAUUGUCAUCAAAUGUUCCUCUGGCUUAUAAUGGUAAACCAGUAGUUUCCCUAAUGCAGAUAGUCUGUGCUUUUGGCGUAUAAGCCUCCAGUGCAUCUCAGUGGAAAUUUAAUGGCACUUUAAAAUAUAAAAAUGUCACCUUGGCAUAAGCACGUAAGAAAUUGAUUUUCUUUCCUACUAGAUCUUGUAUAAGGGGAUGGGUGAUUGCAGAUUAGCAAUAUAUGAUAUAUUUUAAGGACUAUCAAUUUGACCUAUUGGUGGGUGCAUUUCAACAGCAUAGGCCUCUUCUGAGCCCAGUGUUUGAGGCACUGAAACAAAGAAAACAAGCAGUUGUGUCCUUCCAAAUUUCUCUUUUGGCCACCAUGGUAACGUGGUUACUAUGGCAAGUUGUAUCCAGGAAAAAUACAUUCAGAUACUGUAACUAUUUAUGUAGAGAACAGAACCAUACAACCAUUCAAGACCAACAAUUUGAUCAAUAGGCCUGAGCUUUGGGUUUUAAGGGGCAGUGUAUACACUUGAUUCUGUGUAGUAAAGGCUCUUUUCACUCUAAUAAAAUCUCAUUCGUAUUUUAUGGAUAUAUAUGUUUCUAGGGAUGGAAAAAUAUUGCUUAUUUUCAAAGUAAAAUUGCUUACUGCUAGACAGUUAUUCAUACUGUGUGCAAGAAAAAAGAAAUCAAGGUUGGCUAACUCUGCUUAUCUACUUAAUACGGUUCUGAUGCAUUGUAGUUUUUGUUGGUAUAGUUUUUAUUUUUAUUUUAUAGAGAUGCACAUCCUUCCUGUCCAUUUUAUUUUAAUUUUCCAAGGCAAAUUCAAUUAUUGUUUUUAUUCAGGGACUUGUCUUUCUAGCUUUGACCAAAUAUGUUUGCCCAGAUGACCAUUUUGUAGAAUGGUGCUUGUCAACUUUUGUUGGCAGAGCUUCCUUGUGCUGUCUCCUAGAAUUCCCACUGGAACAUUUUGGACAGAUAUGUUGCAGAGAACACAAGUAGUCCAUUGGAUGUGAAGGUUUUCAACUCUGAGAAGGAACAGUAUUACUGCUACACUGACAUCCCAUCUUGCAAAUUCUUAAACAUGCCUUUAGCACCCUGUUAAUUUAACGAAAGGUUGGCUUUAAUUUCUUUUUAACUAUGACUUAGUCUUUGUUCUAUUAUCACCAUGAGAUGGAAGUGGAAAUUCUUCAUUAUGUGCUUGUGUUUUGUAGGGAAUCAAGAAUGGCAGAAGGUCCAACGUUUCAUAAUUGGGGGAACUUUGUAAUUUCUUAAGAUUUUGUGGAUUUUUAGAGGCUAAUCAUGUAGCCAAAAAAAAUCACCAGUCAUUGCACACAUUGGAAAUGAACAAUGUCUUACAUUGCUGCUGUUAUUUUUUUGUUUUUGAUUUGUUUCCCCCCUGUACCCCAGGAUGACCCAUAUUACUAGCACUGGUCAUGUAAAAAUAAGCUCUUUUGUUUUACGCUCUUAUCGCUGGGGUGUCGUCCUUGCAUAAUAUGCUAUAACGGUUCACCCCAGCAACAAAACUUCAAGUAUACUCUUCCUCUCACUCGUUUACUGUAAUACUUGGUGGUUAAAUAUUUUAAUUUAAUUUUGUAAUCAUUUAUAAGCAUUGUAGGCUCGCUAAUACAGACGUUAUAAUCCAUGGUGCUACAAUGACGUUCUCUGUUUCUUUACAGACAAGAAAAUGCUGUGAGUCUUUACCUCUCCCUUUCCUCACUCUUUAUCUCAUUGAUUUUUCUCUCGCUUUCCAGAUCUCUAAUGCACAGUUGUUCGUUCUUUCUUUCUUUUUUUCCCCUUCAUUUCUCUUGGUGACUGUUACAGAGCUUUUCCUUUUGGAAUAGGAAUCAGGUGUCGCUUGGUUUAGGAGGGAGAUAUUUUAUUAUAAAAUACUGAAAAAAAAAAUUCAUUUUUUUUUUUUUUUUUCUUUUUCUUUUAAGUUUAACUGCCUUUCCUUUCACAAAGCUGUACAACUGUGAGACUGGUUAGGGAUGGAAAUUACGUCACCCUCGUUUUGGGUUUUCUUGUAUACUGUAUAUUAUGUGUGUAUAAACAUCACAGGGUCUGUAUCGCAGACUUCUCUUCCUGCUAGGCCUCACAACAUGGCUGAAUGCCUCAAAAUGGCCGACACAGUUUACAGUUGUCGGUAUAGUCAACCAGGCCCAUAGAGCGGGGUCACGGGAAGUGAGGCCUGCAGUCAUUAUCACUCACGUGGAGUUUUUACACAAUGAUGUAACAUUUGAUCUUUCAGAAGAGAUGUAAUAAUUUUGAUAAUAAAAUACUUACCUUAAAA
Molecule: messenger RNA, 7915 nt
Organism: Pelobates fuscus (common spadefoot toad)
Lineage: Eukaryota; Metazoa; Chordata; Amphibia; Anura; Pelobatidae
Gene: SETD5
Product: SET domain containing 5
Exons: 24
Coding region: 468-4835 (1455 amino acids)
Biological process (GO): regulation of DNA-templated transcription
Cellular component (GO): Rpd3L-Expanded complex; Set3 complex
Source: RefSeq, a predicted model, not a curated record